Vitrella brassicaformis is the source of this 1014-nucleotide messenger RNA. The record is from the annotation of a GenBank genome assembly. Lineage: Eukaryota; Vitrellaceae.
CAUCCAUAUGCAUUCACUCAACCACACAGAUGCUUGAGCCCACUGUCGUCAUGCAGCCACGCUUCAUGCACCAUACGCAUCAUGAACGAGGAGGGCAGCUCACCACACACCCCACACACGCACACCCACCUCCUCUCACUCACCGAAUGUUGGGCAGGUUUGUUGCCGCUCGGAAAGCGGGUUGGUCCAAGGACCUGGUUGAUGCUGCACAGGUGGUCGAAGGACCUCAGGGGUUCCCCCAGCACGACCUUCAUCGAGGCACCUGACGACACGACACACACGACAACACACGGAGAAAUCCACGCAUGGACGAUGAUGGGAUGCGUGCAUCGGUGUGCGUCUCAUCACUCUGUGACGCUUACUUGUGCUGAGAGGAAAUUCGAAGCCGAAGGGGCCAGCCGACAGGCACGUGCCCCCCCCUCCGGCACUGUCUCCAUCGAGCCCCUGCACGCACGCACCCACACACACCAAAGAGGGAUACACACAAGGACGGCCGACAGUGAGCACGGUGUGUGUCCAUCCUUACAUGUGCGGGAAGGGAUCCUUUUAUCUUUUUCGAAUCGCUAAUCUAUGUGCCUGUCUGUCUGUCUGUCCUGCCUACAGGAAGGAAGAAUAGAUGUGGCGCCAGUUCGUCUGGGCGCCUCAUGACGCCUAGCGUGCGCCUCGCUAGGCAUUAUGAAGGCGCCCAGCAUUACUGACUUUUGUUGUUGUAGAGAGAUAAGGAUCGCCUGUCUGAUAUGGGCCUACCUAGCUACCACUGCAUUCAUGUGCACAUGUAACCGGGUGGGAUGGCACUUCCGUAAUGCCUUCCGCUUGUGCGUUCAGCAUGCUUCAGUGCCACUCCCCAGAGAGCGCGACGGCGUCAUCUCUGUCCCCCCUGCGCAACCCCCAACGGGGCACUUGCACAGAGGAGAACCCACACUCAUAGGCAGCCCUCCCUGUCUCCAUCGAGACCUGGGAGGGACACCUUAUUUAAGUCUAUAAAACCGGCGAAGGCCGGGGCUGGGCGGAUGC